Messenger RNA from Cornus florida, 1278 nucleotides. RefSeq names its product leucine-rich repeat receptor-like protein kinase PEPR1. Bases 13 to 1278 code for a protein of 421 amino acids. The transcript has a single exon. Gene Ontology annotation, molecular function: protein binding. Lineage: Eukaryota; Viridiplantae; Streptophyta; Magnoliopsida; Cornales; Cornaceae. The record is from RefSeq and is a predicted model, not a curated record.
CCGAAACACCAAAUGUGUGUCAAUUCAGCUUCCCUGAACCUCAUGGCCAAACCAAUGCAAUCCAUAUCCUCUUGUUUGUAUUCAAUCAUUAUAUUCACUUUCAUUUCAGGCUUUGUUCAUUCAAUAACCCUCCAAUCCGAUAUCGAAGCUCUUCGCAGCCUAAAGCAGGCAAUUGAUCCAAUUUCAAUCCCCAGAUUUUCCUUCCUCCACUCUUGGAAUUUUCAUGUGGAUCCUUGCCAAAGUUCCGGGGGAAAUUUUCUAGGAAUCUUAUGUUCCUUUCCUCCGGACAACACAAGAAGCCGUAUUACAUCACUUGAUCUUGAUGCAGGUGGAUACGAUGGAUUUCUGACGUCCGCAAUAGGGAACCUGACAGAGCUCACCACAAUUAACCUGAGCAAGAAUAGGUUCCGGGGACCAAUACCAGAUACCAUUUCCAAUCUCAAAAUGCUAACAAGACUUUCGCUAUCUGAAAAUUUUUUCACCGGCGGCCUACCAACCAGGAUCAGUACGCUCAAGAUGCUCCAAAUUGUGGAUGUGUCAUACAACAAUCUGUCUGGCUUAAUCCCUGCCGCAAUUUCCGGGAUUCGAAGCUUGACCCAGUUAAGAAUGUCAAACAAUGGAUUUACAGGUAGAAUUCCCAACCUUAACGGACUAUGGCAGCUAAACACUUUAGAACUUAGUAGUAACCAGCUCUUUGGAUACCUGCCACAGCUUCCUACAAGCUUAAGAACAUUGUCAUUAAGCCACAAUAUACUUUCAGGGGGUGUUUCAACUUUAAGGCAGCUAAAACGCCUCCAAGUAUUAGACCUGAGCCAAAACAGGUUCUCUGGUUUCAUAGAUCAGGCGAUUCUCAACUUACCUGAGGUGAAUCACAUCAAUGUUUCAGUCAAUCGUUUCACAUCAAUUGCGGUGAUCAAGAUCAGUGGCGGAGGGUCACAGCUUCGGGUGCUUGAUGGGCAUAGCAACAAUUUGCGUGGUCAUUUGCCAGUGAAUUUAGUCACUUAUGCAAAUCUAACAGCAAUCAAUCUUGGUCACAACCAAUUCUCUGGUCAAAUCCCACCUGACUACGGGAGAAAGCUCGGCCAGUCUUGGAGAAGCUUGUUCUUGGAUUACAACUUUCUAGUGGGUAGUCUGCCUACACAGUUCAACCUUCUUGCAGUGAGGAUCAGGGGCAGUCUCGCAAAAAACUGCCUCAGCUGUCCGAGAAACAUUCUGUUGUGCAGCGGAGGGCAAAGGUCGGCUUCAGAAUGUGUUGGGCAGAACCAUGGCAGCCGGUGA